AUCACGUGGCCGGUGAACACAACAGAGUGAUAAGUAAAUAGAAAAAAAAAUACUACCAAACUUGAUGAAUGAAACAUGAAAUGCUGAAGUCAUCGAUAAGCGCGUUUCGUUUCCAUCGAUCAACGGUAAAAUUUAUCAGUUAUACGAAAAACAAGUUAAUACGUGACUACACGAAAGGCCAAAAAAUGGUCAAGUUUUUGGGACAAACUGAGGCGAUAAACAUCGAUAAGGAAUUAUUCGAAAAAUACAAAUUUAGCGUUGAUCAGCUGAUGGAAUUAGCUGGUCAAAGUUGCGCCGUUGCAAUAGCAAAAUGUUAUCCUUUGCGAGAAAAUUCUUCAAAUUCUAUACUCGUGUGUUGCGGUCCAGGAAAUAACGGAGGAGACGGUCUGGUAUGCAGUCGACAUUUAAAAUUGUUUGGCUAUGAGCCUGAAAUUUAUUAUCCAAAGAAAACGAAAAACGAGCUGUAUCAAAAUUUGACCCAUCAAUGCAUUGAGAACGGCAUUCCUCUCUUGGAAAAGAUUUCAGACUUUAGACCGUUAAACAAAUACCUGCUUAUCGUCGAUGCUUUGUUCGGAUUUAGCUUUAAGCCACCUGUCAGAGAAAGUUUCAAAGAAAUAAUGGAUGUUUUAAAAAAUACAAAUGUCCCCAUAUGCAGCGUUGACAUUCCGUCUGGUUGGAACGUUGAAACUGGCCCAUCCGAAAGCGAUAUUAACCCUGAAAUGUUGAUAUCAUUGACUGCACCAAAGUUAUGCGCUCGUAAUUUCAAAGGAAAAUAUCAUUAUUUAGGAGGGCGUUUUGUUCCAAAAAAAUUGGAAUUUGAAUACCAGUUGAACCUUCCCGAAUAUCAUGGAACUGACAUGGUCGUUGCUUUGCAAUAAAAUACUUUUUUAUAACUAUUAUCAAAAUCGAGUGUUAUUUUUUUCCUGAAACUUACAAUACCGUAUUAAAAAUUUCCGAACUAUGUUAAGAACAAUGGGAACUGCCUUCAUAACUCACUUUACCACAAAG
Messenger RNA from Diprion similis, 1008 nucleotides. It is a transcript of the gene Naxe, whose product is annotated as NAD(P)H-hydrate epimerase. The coding region runs from base 69 to 878 and encodes 269 amino acids. Gene Ontology annotation, molecular function: NAD(P)HX epimerase activity. Lineage: Eukaryota; Metazoa; Arthropoda; Insecta; Hymenoptera; Diprionidae. The transcript has a single exon. Gene Ontology annotation, cellular component: mitochondrion. The record is from RefSeq and is a predicted model, not a curated record.